AUGGAUGCCAACACUGGGUAUCAUUACCAGCUCAAGUCGUUUGGACUGACUCAUUUCCAGUAUCAGCAGGGCGACCAUCCUAAUACCGAUAUUUUAGUCGUCAUGGAGACGACAGUCGUGUUGAGCCGGCGCGAAGUGGCUGGCAUCCUUCUACUGCUUGGCCAGCUUGCAAACGAGGCAUUCAACUUGGUUCUCAAGCAGAUGGUCAAAAUAGACCGGCCGAAUCCGCACCUGGGCGACGGCUACGGGAUGCCGUCCAGCCACUCACAGUUCAUGGGCUUUUUUGUCGUGUACGUAGCCAUGUUUCUGGAAACCCGGGUCACCACAAAGGCUGCGCACAAGCUGAUCGUACAGGUGGGUGCCAUUGCACUUUGCGUGCCGAUUAUUUUUUCGCGCGUUUACCUGGGGUACCACACGUUUCUGCAAGUGCUGGUCGGGUCGGCCAUUGGUCUUGUUGCGGGUUUCGCCUGGUACCAGUUCAUAGAGCGCGCUGUGUAUCCAAGCGGCAUUUGGCUACUGAUCCGUGACUCGCAGCACGUAGUAGACAUUGCGCAAGCCGAGUACGACCUGUCGCACGCAGCAAGGGCCAAGGCGAAGCCAAAGAGCAAGUAA
This is a messenger RNA of Kickxella alabastrina, 612 nucleotides long. Its product is annotated as phosphatidic acid phosphatase type 2/haloperoxidase. Gene Ontology annotation, molecular function: sphingosine-1-phosphate phosphatase activity. The record is from RefSeq and is a predicted model, not a curated record. The transcript is spliced from 3 exons. Lineage: Eukaryota; Fungi; Kickxellomycota; Kickxellomycetes; Kickxellales; Kickxellaceae. Bases 1 to 612 code for a protein of 203 amino acids.